Pundamilia nyererei is the source of this 2929-nucleotide messenger RNA. It is a transcript of the gene homer1, whose product is annotated as homer scaffold protein 1. Gene Ontology annotation, molecular function: G protein-coupled glutamate receptor binding. The transcript has 10 exons. The record is from RefSeq and is a predicted model, not a curated record. Gene Ontology annotation, biological process: G protein-coupled glutamate receptor signaling pathway. Bases 1171 to 2295 code for a protein of 374 amino acids. Lineage: Eukaryota; Metazoa; Chordata; Actinopteri; Cichliformes; Cichlidae.
CUCUGAGCAGAGGCGGCGGAUGGAGCGGAGCUGAUGAAUGAGAUGAGGGGCUAACAGAGGGCAGACGGGCUGAUGAUGAGAGAGGAUGAACCAGCAGCUGAAGGAGCAUCAGUCCUAUUCUCCCACCAUCUCAGAUCCAGUUUACGCGAAACAACGCAAACAAAAUAAGACGGAGAAAUCUGCUCGUUUGUGAAUGAAGGAAAAUUUUGUGGCGAACAUCGACGUCGGUGAAGGUGUUUUGAUUUUUUUUUCCUCUUGGAGGAGGGCAGGACGUGAUGAUAAAACCCGGAGUGUACUCCAAGGGCUUUUUUGUGUUCUCUCCAAAAGCAGCGGAGAUGAAGCCCCGUCUGGAAAGAAGAUGUCUGUCACCACAGAGCGGCGUUAAAUGUCUCACUUGCGGCGGUAAAACUCUUUAAUAUUUCUCCGAUUUGAGGAUUUUAAUGGCACAGAGGACUUCAAUCAAGAGCCAGCGACUUAAAGAGGGAUUUAUGAGUGUCGGAAUUGAGGGGUGAAUGUUAAUUUUUUUAUCCCAACGCCUGCCAUCCCUAUUCAGAUUAUACACCAGCCAACGGAGCAUUUAUAGUCAGCUAACGUCACAUUUAGAGACUAUAGGCAGUUUUAUUUGCUAAAACACGUUAACAUUUUUUCCCCUUCGAUAAUUUCACUCUGAAUUUAAAAGCGCAACACGAUCCCUUCGAGUCUAAUGUGGUUAUAAAUCACACCAUCCGUCUGCUGUCAGUUUUUUCUCCUUCUUUUUUUUUUAAUAGCCCGAGUUGAGCUCCAUAAUCCUGCAUUACUGUGGAGUUUGGUUGUGGGGUUUUUUAGCUAACGGCGGCGGCUACUAGAGCCAGAGCGGCGCGCGCGCGUGUUGUCAAUCAUCAUGCGUGCACCGACACGUUCGCACGGAUGAAACCACCACCUUAGCCAAAAAUAUGAUGCACCCAGAGGGCACAACAACACGCCGAGCCAUGUCGGACUGAGAACAGUGAGAGUGGGGCUUCGCCGGGCUGUGAGCUCACACAAACAAGCAGAGAGCGGCUUUCAAUUGAGAGGGAGAGCGGAUAAAAAACAAAACAAAAACAAAGCUGCAGCUAGCCUGUCCGCACAGCUCUCAGGAGACCGCUGAGAGGAUCAUUUUCGACUCAACUUAGAGACCAGAAUCCAGCUAUAAUGGGAGAGCAGCCCAUCUUCAGUACGCGGGCCCACGUCUUCCAGAUAGACCCGAACACCAAGAAGAACUGGGUUCCCACGAGUAAACAUGCCGUCACAGUGUCGUACUUCUUCGAUAGCACCAGGAAUGUAUAUCGAAUCAUCAGUCUGGAUGGAUCCAAGGCCAUUAUAAACAGCACCAUCACCCCCAACAUGACGUUCACCAAGACAUCGCAAAAGUUUGGCCAGUGGGCGGACAGCCGAGCCAACACUGUCUACGGCCUCGGCUUCUCAUCAGAGAGCCACCUGGUUAAGUUUGCAGAGAAGUUUGCAGAGUUCAAGGAGGCGGCACGGUUAGCCAAGGAGAAGUCUCAGGAGAAGAUGGAGCUCACCAGCACGCCCUCUCAGGGUGGCACCGUAAAAAGGAAUGUGUUGUCAGUCAACAAACCUGUUAUAAAGAAGGAGUCAGCCCCAGGUGAUCUGCAGUCACCUUUGACCUCAGAGAGCAUCAACGGUACAGACAAUGACAGAGUUACACCAGAUACACCUCAGCACCCCGAAGCCAGAGCAGAGCCUUCCCAGAAUGCACUGCCCUUCUCACACAGUUCAUCCAGCAUUAAUAAGCACUGGGAGGCAGAGCUUGCGGCGCUGAAGGGGAACAAUGCCAAACUGACGGCGGCUCUUCUUGAAUCUACAGCCAAUGUCAAACAGUGGAAGCAGCAGCUGGCAGCCUAUCAGGAAGAAGCUGAGAGGCUACACAAACGGGUGACGGAGCUGGAGUGCGUGAGCGGCCAAACGACGGGGAUUAAAUCUCAAAAGACUGAACUCAACCGAACAAUAGAAGAGUUGGAGUUGGCUUUGAAGGCUAAAGAGGAGGAGUUGGAGAGACUUAAAGCAGAGGUGGAGAGUGCCAAUGAGUUUAGGUCCCAAAGAGAUUCCCUCAUACAGAGGCUACAGGAGACGGAGGUGAGAAACCAGACGCUGGAGGCCCAGCUGACUGAUCUGGAGCAGCGUCUGGAGAGCAGCCAGCUGGAGCGGGAAGCCUUUCGCAAAAGCCUGCGCUCCCUGCUGGAGCUGCUGGACAGCAAAAUCUUUGAGCUGAACGAGCUGCGGGACGCACUGGCCAAGCUGCUGGAGGGCAGCUAGACGGAGAGAGACGAAGACUGUGCCACCACCUCCAACCACCUCCACCAACACAGCAGCCAGCGCCGAGACUUUUACCGCAUGUCGGCACUCACCUGCUCACUGACAACUUGAAUUCUCUUUUUUUUGUUUUUUUCCUCCCACACGCGUGUAAAGGUUUACACACGACUUUAUACUUUAACACACAUCCACGCUCAGAUCGUUUACAAACCACCAUGUGAAGCCUUCCCCUCCGCUCCACUCUGGACAAAUCCACAGAAGCUUUCCUCGCUCUACGGAAACAUUAAAGGCGAAAUUCGCUUUUUUCUUUUAAACGUUGCUUUGGUGCGUUCAAAUGCAGUCACUCAGAGUCUGCGAUUGUUCUUGUUUUUUUUUCUCUUUUUUUUCCUCUUUCCGACUUUUUUUCCAGGCACAAAUCUUUAUUAAAACCCACGUCGCCAUCAGCCAAAUAAACUCUGAGAUCCAUUCGGUUAUUUGUUGUGGGGACUCGACACAAAGAGGAUCCAGAGGACGUCGGUAUCUAUCGUGAAAUAUUCUUCUGAAAUAUAUGAGCAAUACAAAAGGGCAGCACCAGAGGGUUUAAAAAAACAUUUUCCACUCUCACUUUCAGGUAAUUUUACUCCUCUUGGAUACGUUU